UAACAUUUGAAACGAAUGAACGAGCAAGUAGCGACACACAAAAGUCGGCAAAGCCGCUUCCGAAUCGCGAAUUUCGUAGAACUUUGGGAUUAAAAUCGAAAUAGUUCAUUUCGUAGUUUAGUUUUUAUGUUAAAUCCUCAACAACCGACAAAUUAUUGUUUUCACUCAUGGAUGGACAAAUGGAUGAUCACAAGCAAGCUGAAAAUACAGAAGAAAAAACAGAUGAGUGGAUUAUAAUCAAUGGACGAAAUCGUGUGUUAAAGUUCAGCUGCAAUCCACCAGUGUCUGCAUCGAAAUCUGCAUUGCCUGCGGUUAAAUUGCAUAUGACGUAUAAGACUAUUCAGGCCGAGACCAAGUUGUUGAACGCUUUACUUUUGGCUCAUGGAUUUAGAGAGGUGAACGUGGACACCGUUGAUUUCAAUUUAUUAUGGACUGGUUCUCACGUAAAACCUCAAAUUUUAAGAAGUCUAUUGCCGCAUCAAAGACUGAAUCAUUUUCCCAGAUCGUACGAAUUAACUCGCAAGGACAGAUUAUACAAGAAUAUCGAACAAAUGCAGCAUGCGAGGGGUUUGAAGCAUUUUGAUUUUGUACCACAAACGUUCGUGCUUCCAACCGAAUUUAACGAAUUGGUUACCUCGCAUUAUCGCCACAGAGGCGCGUGGAUAGUGAAACCCAUCGCUUCGUCUAGAGGACGCGGUAUCUACAUCGUGAAUUCGGUAGAGGAUAUUCCUCUUCAGGAAACAGUUGUCGUUGCCAAAUACAUAGAAAAUCCGCUGUUGGUUCGAGAUUGUAAAUGUGAUUUACGUUUGUACGUUGUAGUAACAUCGUAUAAUCCGCUUCUAGUUUAUUUGUACGAAGAAGGUUUGGCUCGUUUUGCCACAGUCAAGUACGAUCCGAAGGAGAAAAAUUUAUGGAAUCCGUGUAUGCAUUUGUGUAACUAUAGCAUUAACAAACAUCAUUCGGAUUACAUUAAGAGUUCGGAUCCGGAAGCCGAUGAUGUUGGGCACAAGUGGUCAUUAAGUGCGUUUUUGAAGCAUUUAAAAAUGGAAGGACACGAUACCGGGUUACUGAUGAGACGUAUCGAGGAUAUGGUGGUUAAAGCGAUCCUGGCUACGGCUCCUUCGAUCGUUACUGCUUGCAGACUUUUUGUACCUCAUCAAGAGAAUUGUUUCGAAUUAUACGGGUUCGAUAUUUUGGUCGAUUCGGAUUUGAAACCUUGGCUGCUGGAGGUGAAUCUGUCGCCGUCCUUGGGAUGUGGAUCGCCGCUUGAUACCAGACUGAAGUCGGCCAUGCUGUCGGAUCUGCUGACGUUGAUCGGUAUACCAGCUGUGGAUCCUGUCACUAGACCUAAAUCAUCGAAUUUUCAAAAACGGAAUCUCUCGUUGACAAGACAAAUUCUAUCAGUUGAUUCGACUCCUUACGUUCGUAACGCUUCGAGAAAAAAUACAGAAAAAUCGUUGAAAAACGUUACAGCUGAAGAAGCCAAAUUAAUACGAAGUAUCCGAGAUCAGUUCGACAGAAAAGGAGGCUUUCUGAGGAUUUUCCCCACAGCUGAUACGUGGCAGAAAUAUUCGAGAUAUUUAGAUCCGGUUACUGGUAUACCUUCUUUGGGUACGACUCAAUAUAGUGGACAAAUCGCGACUCAAAAUUUCAAUAAACUCGUUCAUGCUCAUUUGUUCCCUAAUUCCGUGAUCGCUAGAUCUCCGGGGAGUAGAUUUCCAUUGGCUAGUCGGUCGAUGGAUCGGUUAUUGAGGUACGAAAGAUCGCUGAGUAAUCAGUAUUGCAAAGAGCUGGAUAUGGACGUGUCGUCUGAUGAAUCUGAUCAAAAUGUGACCCAUUGCCCGCAGAAACAAAGCGUCAUCAGGUACUUGAAGAAUGGAUCUAGACUGAAUCAACCUCAAAUUCAAUUAGCAUUUGGAGGUUACCUCCAAAAAAUGCUGCUUCGAUUAAAAGGACAAGAAUUGACGAACGAAAAAAGUCUCAACAGAGAAACCCAAUGUGACGUGAUCUUGCAAUUUUUACAUACGAUUUCUCAGGGUCUUUCGAUGCCAUUGCAAUUUAAGAAACCCAGCGAACACUUGAAAGGCAACGAUAAAAUCGCCAUCACUGCCAAGCAUCUAAGCGAUUUCCUAUUUUUUUACGUGCAAGAAUCAAAAUACGCAGCGUCGUCUGAAAACAACGGCGAAUUCAUACCCGAAGAAGUGUUCGGUACUUUUCUGAAAACUGCUCUGGAAACUGAUAUUGAUGACGUGUUGAACCUUAACAUGAAAAUGGCCUGUCCAGAGACACGUCUGUCCAAAUGUAGCAGAAUGAGUAAACUAUCCCUGUACCAAAUUUUCAAACGAGUCGAAAAUUGUGUUCUUUCAAAAGUUACCGAAUCAUAGUCAAAGACGUUAAUUCAAUAAUUGCGUCCGUAUUUUUAAAAAUAAGUAUUAUAAAAAUAUCAAACGCACUAAAACUCGCAUUAUUUUAAGAAUGAGGUUUUAUUUUUCUAUAAAUCAAGUGGUAUUAUUACUAUUAUUCCAUCCUCAAAUGAUAAAAACUAUGAAGCUUAAUCGUACUGCCAACGAAAUCAUAAAUUUUUAUCGAGUUAAGUACAAAGAGAUUUAGAGAAUGUUUGUUUUUUAAGCCCUAGUCGUACGUAGUUGUGUGUGUGAUCAUCACGAAAAGAUAUUGUUUUGGUUGUAGUUUGCUUGUUACCUGUAUUUUUUUUUCUAUAAUUUUUUUUUAUGUUUCGUUCCUUGAUUUAUUAUUUGCGUUACCGUUUUGUUAGUGUUUUUUUUGCGUUUUUUCUCCGUCUAUUUUUGUAUUCGUAUAGUCAAUUAUGAGAUUUGAGAGUUUUGAAGAUUACGCUUUUAAUGCUUAAUAUUUUUUGGUAAGAAGUGAUAUCUUUGAAACAUUCCUAUAAGAGUGAUAAUGCACCGUCUAUCUUUUUUAUUAUUAAUUUUAAUUAUUUAUAAUGCACGUUGUUAUAUCGAUAUUAAGUUUGUCUCACUCAGAAACUGAUCCAAAUAAUUUCAGGUUUUUUUUGUUCUUUUCUUUGCUACCUAUUUUAUCCUAUUUUGUAUUAUUUGUAAUUUUUGUUACGGAGUUUCGCUGAAGCGCGAAUAAAAUUUUGUAACUGAUUUGAAGCAAUAAAAUUGUUUAAUUUGGAA
This is a messenger RNA of Planococcus citri (citrus mealybug), 3155 nucleotides long. It is a transcript of the gene TTLL5, whose product is annotated as Tubulin tyrosine ligase-like 5. The coding region runs from base 168 to 2384 and encodes 738 amino acids. Gene Ontology annotation, biological process: protein polyglutamylation; microtubule cytoskeleton organization. Lineage: Eukaryota; Metazoa; Arthropoda; Insecta; Hemiptera; Pseudococcidae. The transcript is spliced from 13 exons. Gene Ontology annotation, molecular function: tubulin-glutamic acid ligase activity; tubulin binding. The record is from RefSeq and is a predicted model, not a curated record. Gene Ontology annotation, cellular component: cilium.